AUGAAUUGUGUAAGAAAUCAAGCAAAUAAAAUCAAAAUAUGGCAGGAGAAACAUUUCUAUCAAAUAGAGGACGAACUAUUGAAAUUGAACAUGUUUACCUUGCUUGAUAUCAAAAACGAAGAUCUUGAUUUACUGGCGUUCUACUUCGACCCGUCGAUCAGACCAGUUGAAACACAGAUUGAUUUACUCAACGACAACAGCGCUGAAGACUUCAGAUUUUCUUCGUGUGUAAUUAACAAGCGAGAAAUGAGUGAACAAAUGGAUGCAAGCAAUAGUGGCGCACCGGUGGUGAGUUCAAAAUCAGACACAACAUUGAAAUUGGCGAUUAAAACACCGAAAGAAAAGAAAGAUAUAUCGAUCGAUGCAUCUGCAACUGUAAAACAGCUGAAAGAUCUAGUAGCGAAUGAAUUUACUACAUCGUAUGAUCAGAUUUGCCUUAUCUAUUCUGGUAAAAUUCUCAAAGAUGAUGAAGAUCUGAAAAAACAUGAUAUAAAAGAUGGUGUCACCAUUCAUUUGGUUAUUCGAGCUCCUAAACCCAAUACAACAUCAAAUCCAUCAGGUGCGUCUGAGCCUGCAAGCGUACCACCGAUUGGAAGCCAAGCUGAAGCUCGUCCAGCGGCAGCCCCACAAGCAAAUCCGGCCGGCGAUUUCCCUUUUGGUCUUGGCGCUUUUCCUGGAAUGGGAAAUUUAAACUUCGCAAACACAAAUUUUGGUGAUAUUCAACAACAAUUCCAGCAACAAAUGAUGAACAAUCCAACACAGCUUCGUCAAUUGAUGGACAGUCCUGUUAUACAAAGUAUCACUAGUAAUCCUGAUCUACUACGAUCGUUAAUGCUUAGCAAUCCACAAAUUCGUGAUCUAAUGGAUCGUAAUCCUGAAAUAUCUCAUCUAUUGAAUAAUCCUGAUUUACUUCGCCAAACAAUGGAAUUUGCUCGUAAUCCGACAGCAAUGCAAGAAAUGAUGCGCAAUCAUGAUCGAGCUUUGAGUAACCUUGAAAGUAUUCCUGGUGGUUUCAAUGCUCUACAACGCAUUUAUCAUGAUGUUCAAGAACCAAUGUAUUCGGCAGCACAAGAACAAUUUGGAAGUAAUCCAUUUACACAAUUAUUCACUGGCAAUGAAGGAAACACUUCAACGUCACAAACUGAGAAUACGGAUCCAUUACCAAAUCCAUGGGCACCACGGGGUACUGGGGCUACUGCCGGAUCAGCACGUCAAACUCAACAGCAAUCCAAUGAUUCAAGCAAUACUCAACAGGCGUCAUCGGCAAUUCCAACAGGUGCAACGGGUAACUCACCCGGACUAAUCUCACCAAUGAUGCAAAACUAUAUGUCCCAAUUGGUUCAAAAUCCUCGUCUGCUUGAAAGUGUUCUGAAUGCCCCGUAUAUGCAACCAUUGAUGGAUUCACUUGCUGCUAAUCCAGAUAUUUCCAGACAAAUGGUGAUGAACAAUCCAAUGUUUGCUAAUAAUCCCGAAUUACGUGACCAAAUGCUCAAUGCUUUACCAGCAAUGAUGGAACAAAUGAGAAAUCCUGAAGUACAAGCAUUAAUGCAAAAUCGCGAAGCAUUAGAAGCGAUUACACAAGUACAAGAAGGUCUUCAACGGCUGCAUACUGCAGCACCUAAUCUCUUUCAAGCUGGUGGUCUACCAGCUGGUCUUCGCUUCGGUUCAACUGGCUUAACAUCACCUGGUACCACGGGAGGUUCAUCAGCACCCACUAGUCAACAAUCUCGACCAGCCGAUUCAACUGGUACACGUAGUAAUACUUCAACAGCGAAUGAUUCAAAUAACUAUGCAGGUGUUUUCGCCCAAAUGUUGAAUAUGAUGUCUAAUCAAAAUAUCAACACACCACCGGAUCAACGUUAUGCUGUUCAAUUAGAACAACUUGUUUCAAUGGGUUUCACCAAUCGAGAAGCAAAUUUACAAGCUUUGACAGCUACAAUGGGUGAUGUAAAUGCGGCUGUUGAACGACUUCUCUCCCAAAUAUGA
Messenger RNA from Adineta ricciae, 1986 nucleotides. The record is from the annotation of a GenBank genome assembly. Lineage: Eukaryota; Metazoa; Rotifera; Eurotatoria; Adinetida; Adinetidae.